CAAUCCGCAUCACAAAGAGCGAAACGAGGGGAUCGCUGAAUACAAAUAAACUGAACAUUUCAACUACAACUUGGCUACACAACGGGAAAAAAAUGGUCUCCCCCGUAACAGUGGUUAAGAGUGAGGGUCCAAAGCUGGUGCCAUUCUUCAAGGCAACCUGUGUGUACUUUGUGCUCUGGCUGCCCACUUCCAGCCCGUCCUGGUUUAGCGCCCUCAUCAAAUGUCUCCCCAUCUUCUGCUUGUGGGUCUUUUUGCUGGCCCAUGGCGUCAGCUUUUUAGGCGCCCACUCCAGUGCCCGUAAGAUAUUGGCAGGCCUCAUCUUUUCUGCUUUGGGGGAUGCUUUUCUCAUCUGGCAGGAGCAAGGCUACUUCAGCCAUGGCCUCCUGAUGUUUGCCAUAACCCACAUCCUCUACUCAUCUGCUUUUGGCAUGAAGCCUCUUAACCUACGUGCCGGCUUGGUGAUUGCUGCUGUGUCUUCCCUGAGCUACAUCCUGCUCUAUCCCUACCUUUCUGGCCCCUUCACCUACCUGGUAGCCGUCUACAUUGCCCUAAUUGGCUUUAUGGGCUGGAGGGCCAUCGCCGGUGUGCAGCUUGCCAAUGACUUGUGGACCUGGACCAAGCUGUCUGCCUGUUUGGGUGCAGUGCUCUUCAUGGUCUCUGACCUCACCAUUGCUGUCAACAAGUUCUGCUUCCCUGUGCCUCACUCGCGUGCCAUCAUCAUGGCUACCUACUACGCUGCCCAGAUGCUGAUUGCGCUGUCUGCUGUUGAGUGCCAGGAUGUGGAGGUGGCAAGGAAGAGAACAUGAGGUACGGGGUCGCCACAAUGGCCUUUUAGGCUGGGAAAAAGGUUACCACUCCCCCUCCGGCCAUGUGUGAUCAUGAACACAUUUCACUGCCAGAUCCCCAGCCCUCAGCCUUCGUCCCGGUGUGGCCCUCCCACACUGUUGAUGGCAAGGCGAGUGGUCUACCACAGCCCCCAUGGCUAUCACCCUUGUACUCAACAGCCCUGCUGCUAGUAUAGUCAUUUCACAAACUUUUUACCAUUAAGAUAUGGUAGUAUUAUCUACAACCUCGCCCGACAACAGUCCUACCUGUCUGCCCUGAUCCUAGUACAGCGGUCUCCUGCCUGU
Messenger RNA from Lampris incognitus (smalleye Pacific opah), 1130 nucleotides. It is a transcript of the gene tmem86a, whose product is annotated as transmembrane protein 86A. The transcript has 3 exons. The coding region runs from base 93 to 806 and encodes 237 amino acids. The record is from RefSeq and is a predicted model, not a curated record. NCBI's taxonomy places the organism in Eukaryota, Metazoa, Chordata, Actinopteri, Lampriformes, Lampridae. Gene Ontology annotation, cellular component: membrane.